AUGGAGGUUCUGGAGGAGAAGGAGGAAGUGGAGCAAGCGGCAGAAGACCUGAAUGCUUUGAGGAUGAGUGAAAACUUCCAGGAUGCGGAGGAAAAGGUGUCUGUGGAGCAAGUCUCUGUCCCAAGUGAUGUACCUGAUUUUGACUGGAGCUCAAUUGACACAUCCCUGUUACCAUCUUCAUACAAGACAAAUUCCCCGAAGGAAAAGAAGCUGCUGCACAUGGCUGACCAUUUCCUCCAGCAGUACACUCACCUCUGCCCUGACCACAAGCCACUCUUCCUCCAUCCAGUCAACGAGUGUGGUGUGGAGAAGUUUGUGAGCACAACGCUGAGGCCAACCCUGCUGCCUUAUCCUGAGCUGUAUGACUGGUCUGGCUGUGCCAGCUUUGUCUCUGGUUACCUCACCAUGGAGCCCCUCAAGUGCCCUAUCUCACCGCCUAGUUCACUCUAUUCCCCAACCACCAUCCUGAAAUACCAGCGAGGGAACUGCUUUGACUUCACCAUGCUUCUGUGCUCCAUGCUGAUCGGGGCUGGCUAUGAUGCCUACUGUGUGCAUGGGUAUGCCACCCGUGAGAUAUGCACCCUGGACCAGACUCAGGAGCUGUGCCCACUGCUCAGGAAGCCACAGGAGGUACCAAAAGAAGAGAUGAAGUCCAGCAAGUGUGAAGUCAGGUUCCAACUAGACCUGCAGAGCAAGUUUGAACUUCAGCAGAAGGUCAAGCAGAAGGAAGAAAUUGAAGCUGCUCAAAAGAAGGAAAGAGAAGAGGAGAUGGCCAUGGAGGUGGAAAAGCCCAAGCCUGACCCUUUGCAUGGCUUACGGGUGCACACAUGGGUUUUGGUUGUGUCUGGGAAGAGGAGUGUUCCUGAGACCUUCUUCAUCAACCCCCUCACGGGAAACAGCCACAGCACCAAAGAUGAGUGCUUCCUUGGAGUUGAGAGUGUCUGGAACCACAGGAACUACUGGGUGAACAUGCAGGACUGCCGGAAAGGUUGCCAGGAUCUCAGCUUUGAUUUGAGUGAUGCUACCCACUGGGAAAUGAUGUUUCCAGACAGCAACAGGUUUUUUGAGCUGCUCACAAAGUUACCCGAGAGAGACAUGGAUGACAUGCCUGAAAAGGAGGCGAGAGACCUGAGUUUUGACAUGCCACAGUCAUGGGUAGCCCAAAUUGAACUAUCUUCCAAAGAGUACGAGAACUUCUAUUGCCAAGGGAAGAAGGUGAUCCUGUACAAGAAAGCAAAACUGGAGAAAUGGGCACCACGUGUGAAUGAAAAUGGGCUGGUGGAACGACUCACCAUCUACAGAGACUUGGACUGUACUGAAGUCGUGGAGGUGAGGGAGUGGUUCAAAAACCGAGCAGACAUGUUGGAUAUGAGAGAAGUGAAUAAACAAACACAGCUGACCACAGACUAUUUCAGCCAAGGACACUCUCUCCAUCUCAAAGCUCACACCUACACAUCGCUGGAACCAGAGACUGGACACACAAUGGAGUUUUACCAUGAGGCACGAGCUGAUGACCUCUGGAAACUUGUUGAAAGUGCUACUGGGAUGACAGAAUACUUCGUGGGGAGGGAUGACUUCCUGCACACCCGGCACAUGGAGCUUGGAAAAAGAGAAAAGAAAAUGGAUGUGGCUGGCACCAGAACAGACCCUGGCUUCAGGCCUGUAGUGCAAAUCAAGGAAUAUUUUCACAGAAAUCCAGAAAAGCCUGCUGAUGAAGAUGUAGAGGAACGUAUCUUUAUGAUCACAGAUGAGAGUAUCCAGCUGACACAUUACCUCGAGGACCAUGACAUCAUUGCCUCAAAGGUGGUUUUCUUCAAAGCAACACAGAGGGAUAGGAAAGGAGAGGAAAUCUUCCUGACCGAAGAUAUGUGUGUCAAAUACCAGCCAUGGUCCUCUGAGAAACACAAAAACGUGCUACAUCUGUACAAGAUGCUGGGGGAGCUGAGAAAGGAACAGAACUGUCUGAAGCAACACGUCUGGGAAUCUGAAGUAGAGGUGUUAAACAUUUUGAACGUCCGUGAGAAUGAAGAAACCAAUGUUAAAUUGUCAGUUUCAAUGCAUAACAAUGGAAACAGAGGAAAACAGGAAAAGCAGUUAGCACAACAGAAACACCUUUCUCUCAAAGUGACACUGCUCAGGAGUCCUCGCCUGGAUGGGCACCUUGGGCAUGACUGA
Molecule: messenger RNA, 2175 nt
Organism: Acanthisitta chloris (rifleman)
Lineage: Eukaryota; Metazoa; Chordata; Aves; Passeriformes; Acanthisittidae
Gene: DRC7
Product: dynein regulatory complex subunit 7
Exons: 16
Coding region: 1-2175 (724 amino acids)
Biological process (GO): flagellated sperm motility
Cellular component (GO): motile cilium
Source: RefSeq, a predicted model, not a curated record